UGGAUCUGGCGUACAAGUCAGUUGUGUACAUUACAUGUUAAGAUGUUAUACGUAUACUAUUGAUAAUUGACGGGGUCAGGGCUGUAUACACGAGUUCUUACGACAGUUAUUCAUAUUGUGAAAACAUUAAACCGAUUUUGUUAGUUUCCAUCGAAACUUAAGUUGAAGAACGUACGAUGGAGGAUUCCGAAACUCUUGACAUGACGCCUCCAAUUUCCCCGCUAGUCGGCAGCGAAUUCAGUGUUUUACGGCCCAAAAUCUCUGAAAACGGCUGCUCGUUUUGGCGUUUUAAAUGCUUUAACUGUUUGGGGGAAGUGAAUUUGAAAGACAAUGUAGUACAUCCGUCUGGAUAUCUUGCUAAUGGAGAAAUAGAAUUCAUCACCUAUCAGCCUAAUCCAUAUGUUGUAGAUUCAAACUCGACGCUUCAUCUUUUUGGAUUUUCCUUCAGUGAAGGAACCGCAUUGCUAAAUUAUGCUGAUAUGCUGUUCCAACUUGUCAGAAAAGAAAUUAUGUUAUUAGAUUCAGCAUCGAAACUACAGUCCAAUGUAAUGAGUGCCUUCUCUGUAGCACCAGCAACCGACGUAGAUUAUGAUUUGAAAAGGAAAGAAAUCUGUACAUUUUUUAUGUACGUCCGGAAAUACAUCUCGUGUAUGUUUUCAGAUGAAGAAUAUUCUUGGAUUGUGGAGAAGAUAUUGCGACCUCUUCAGGAACAUUUGAAGUCUAUGAGAUUAUUCAUGAAGCAAAUAACUGAUCUUCCUGAUUACAUUAUCCACCAUUCUGCAUCAUCACAUGGCAAUAAGUGUCCACAGGCAUCUUAUCAUCUGUUCCACUUGCAUCUAGAUCUGCGAUGGCAUCAUCUUAUUUUAAGUGUACAGAUAGACAGCUAUAAAUGUGGAACAGACAUGCUGCUUGAUUCUUUGACACCCAGCUUCAGUGAAACAAGAUGCAGUAACUUUAGCAGUGAAACAGAGAAGAACAUUUUGUUGGUGAUAACAGACCUUGUGAUGCUUGCAGUUGCCAGAUUUGGAAAGAUUUCGGUAACUGAUCUACAAAAGAAGUCUCCAUUUAGUUGUACAUGUGUUAGAGAACUGUGGUUACUGCUGCUGUUCUUACUUGAUGACCAAUAUGAGAAAGGCCACGGAAAAAAUUUUUGGAUGCAUUUGGGCCAGAUAUUAAAUAAUGUACUGUCAGACAAGACUGCAGAGAGCAAAACCACCACUACCUGUGCAUCUUUAGCUGUUGCAAAGAGUGUCAGUUGUUCCAAUCGUGGAAUUUUUGUUUUGUGGUUGUUGCUGCAUCUGACACAGUUGUAUGGAUACAAGAGAGAUGGUACUUACCAGGAACAAAAUCUUCAUAAGGUUCACAGUUGCCAUGAUCAGCUCAACACUACACUUAAAUCCAUUCUGUCAAUGGAUUCUGUGAGUGAGGUGCAGCUUCGAGUUGUCCUUUCAUUGCUAAGGAAGCUCUUGUCAAUGUGGGAAGCAUGCAAUGAUCCAUUACUCCUGCUGUGGGAAUACUUCCAACGUAGACUCAAUUCAACUUUCUAUGUGCCAGGAUCUUCUCCAGAGACAAUGGCUGUUGUGAGCAAAACUGGUCAAGGACUAUUGGAACAGGUUCGAAAAUUAUUGGGUAGGGGAGCAACACGUACACUUGCAGCUCCAGUUGUAGAAAACAGCUGGGGUCUGUUUUUGUCUGUAUUGGGGAACCACUUGCAACAGUCUCCAGAACUGUGGCCACAGGUGCGUGGCCGUAUAUACUCAAAGCUGUCACCGGCAAAACUGCAGUCUCUUACAGAGACUGGCCUUUACCAUUUUGGGUGUCUGUUUAUGACAUUAGCCAUUGCAACACCUAACCUACAGGAAGUGAGCAAGAAGCUUCUAGAUCUUCUGAAGUUACUGAACAUGGAGAAGCUGGAGGUGCAGAGACAUCUGACUGUGUGGAAGAUACAACUGGCUUUGAUACAGCUACAUGUUGAGCAAGGAGAAGAUGUUGGAAGCAUUGCAGUUCCUCUCAUGAGUGAUGUUUCAACAGUAUGCAAAUCAAAAAGUACUGAUUCUGUACUCCUUAUGAGAACAUUUGUUGAAGGACUACAAGAUAUUAUUAAUGCAAGUGCAAACUUGGAACUGUCACAGGAGAAACUAUUAGGUGGCUGGAUACAGGUGUACCUUAGCUACUGCCAGUCAUCUGAUAUGUGCCGCCUACUUGAUACUCUGUUGUCUAUUGCCACAAGAGUGGAGAGCGACAGCCGUGCCCUUGGCAGCCACUGUUGGGAUGAAACCGUGCCGCAGCUUGCUUAUGCAUUGUGGGAACAUGCUUGGCCAUCUGUUAAAACAUAUUUUCAGCAACAGCCUAAGGCUACUUCAUCUGGAUCGGUUGCAGAGCCACCCAUGCAAGCUGCAGAUCUGGCUGCAGCAUUAGCUCUUCUCACACUUGGAAAGCAAAACAUCACACUUCCUGGCUCCCAGCCAUUACCACAAUUGCAGACACUGCUAUGUUCUCUCAUUGGGUCUGAUGCUCAUUUGUGGGGCAACGUGUGUCUCAUACGAAGAUUCCUCUGCCACAUACUUCAAGAACAGAGAGUGCUUGAUGUGCUUGCUGAACAACUCCCUUCUUACCAAACUGUAUUAGUGCAGGCAUGGAUCAAAUGCUCUCUGCUUUCAUCAGAAGAACAUUCAGAGGAGCUGCACAACCUAACAACAGUAGUCGCCCAGUUACCAGAAGUGUCUACUCUCUGUGCAGCUAGUGGAGGGACAUUAGGUUUGGUUGGUGAAGAACCAUUAUACUCAUUUAUCAUGAUACUAGGACGGGCAUAUGAGCAAACAACCACAGUAGCAGAGAAAAGCAGCAUGAGAGAAAGGUGUAACCGCUACUUGGCACCUAUUGAGAAGUGUUCUGCAGCAGUGCUAAAAAACCCAGCUAUCAUAUCUGGUGCAGCUCUUUUAAGGCUCUACAAAGUAUCAGCCAGUCUUGUUCUGCACUGUGGGGGUCUCUUGUACCUGAGAUCAACACCCAAUUGCCUCCUACCUAUGCUAGUCUCCCAUCUGCUGCUCCCUCAUGCAGUAUACAGACCAGAGUCACAGCUGCAUCCAAAUGUAGCUAAUGCUUUGCGGCGUACAAUUGCUGCAUUUGUAAGAGGCAUAGCUCGUUUGUACCAGAAUGGUGAUCCUUAUGUGAACCGCACUCUGAGAGAUAUAGUGUUACUGUAUGUUCCACGACUGGCACCCCCAGUUUCAGCAUCUUCUGGAGGUGUUUUUGCCAGAGUAACAAGUGCUGCACAGAUGCAGCAUCCACUAUUGGGUUGCUUUGUUGAAGACAGCAUUAUGGGUAAGGAAGCAGAAGUUAUUUUGGACCUGGUGGCUGAAGUCCAUCUCAAAGUCAGAGGAGCCACUCCCACAAGUCAGCAUGCACAAGUGGCUCUAUCUCUUGUCAUGGACCUGCUUCAAACAAAGAACUUGAGCGAUACAGUCCUUCACCUAGUUAUCAGCCGGACCCUUACAAAUCUUCUGGAAAUUGCAAUGUUUGUGGAGGAGAAAAAUCCUUGUAAGAAACAAGCUGCAGAUAUUAUACGAGUGAUUGUCACAUCAGCUGUAUUCCAGAAUACAUCUGAGUUACAAUCACAGUUUGUUGCAAUUGUGGCACGAAUUUGUCAGCACCACUUAGCCUUCAAUACCCAGCCUUUCACACGCCUCAUGAUAACAUUGAGCAGUGUGUCACCAGUAAUAGUUACCAAUUGUCUUCCACAUAUCAAAGAGGCAGUUACACAUGUGGAAAGGCUGCGUGGCGUCGGUUAUGAUGCUGGUCUCAGGAGAAGUUUAGAGAAGAUAGAAGAAGCCGCAGCUUCCUCAAGUCAUGGGACCAUGUAAUGGGCCACAUUGCUGCAUCAGCAUUAGUAUCUUCACUUGCAUCAUUCUGCCAAUUUACAUGAUGUAUAAAACUUAGCUUUUUGUACAUGUUUAUUUAUUUAUUGUUGAAAAGCAAUGUUACAACGAUCUUAGCGUGGUUUAUAGUUUUAUAUGUGUAUAUUUGUAAAAAAAAAAAA
This is a messenger RNA of Schistocerca americana (American grasshopper), 4039 nucleotides long. RefSeq names its product protein MMS22-like. The transcript has 19 exons. The record is from RefSeq and is a predicted model, not a curated record. Gene Ontology annotation, biological process: double-strand break repair via homologous recombination; replication fork processing. Gene Ontology annotation, cellular component: nuclear replication fork. NCBI's taxonomy places the organism in Eukaryota, Metazoa, Arthropoda, Insecta, Orthoptera, Acrididae. The coding region runs from base 177 to 3863 and encodes 1228 amino acids.